Radiomyces spectabilis is the source of this 1503-nucleotide messenger RNA. RefSeq lists its product as uncharacterized. The coding region runs from base 1 to 1503 and encodes 500 amino acids. The record is from RefSeq and is a predicted model, not a curated record. Lineage: Eukaryota; Fungi; Mucoromycota; Mucoromycetes; Mucorales; Radiomycetaceae. The transcript is spliced from 6 exons.
AUGGUCAGAGGAGGCGCUGACGUGGGUAGCAUAAACGAAGUGUUGCUACUUGUCUAUGGGUGUGGUUUCAAGAAACAGUUCGUUGGUGACCAAGAAGAUCGUUGGUGGACGCAACUACAAGAGUUAUGUCAAGGUCCAAGGCAGAGUGUCGAUGACGUGGCUGUCAAACUGGAAGAAUUGUUCAUGUUAUUGGACAUCAAGAGUCAGUCCUUCCGUGUACGUACCUUCCUUGGAGCGAUCAAGAAAGAAAUCACUUUUGAAGUUGAGAAAGACGGAUUACCUCGAAACCUGGAAGAAGCCAAAGCGAAGGCCAAAAGAAUCGAGGUCAUAGUCAAGAAGUAUGACUCUCACGGCUUUCCGGGUGGUUAUGAGGGAAAUUCCCUAGCAUCGUUUGAACGUAGCGAACUGGAGUCGGCCAGGUCGACUAUUGAGUUGUUGACGGAGAAGCUGGAGCACUUGCAAAAGCCCAUGAAGACCUCAACUGGUGGCGAGGUGAAGUUGGUCGAUACGGUGCAUGACGAAGUCAAGAGUCUGGUGUCGGCUAACGAGGUACAGAACGUCAAAAGAAGAGCUGAGGCGCCACCCAUGGUUACUGCGGCGGAAAGGCCCCAAGUGCAACGGAAGAAAGUUGCCCAUCCUGAGGAAGAAAACAGGAUCGAAGUUGCUCCAGUUGGUUUAUCGAGUGCUCCUGUGAUCCCCCAGGUGGAUAAGGGGAAGGCUCCGGUUGAUGCGGUGGUCCAAGAUCAGGUUGUGCGAAGAAGGAAAAAGAAACGAGCCAGCGAAAGGAACAAGAUCAAUAUAGUCGGCGCGGUAGAGCAAGAAGGGUCGAGUGCAGAUGAGACCUUUGCCGAAGAAGAAGUUGCCGAUGACGCCACAAGUUCGCUGGAAACUAUUUCUGCCUCUAGUGUUGACAAGGGGGAAUCGGAAGAUACAGUAGCAGCGACGAGUCGGUGCCAAGGUUUAGCCGAUUAUUUGGGUCUGGUUCCCAAUGGUGAUCGUCUGAAACUGGUGGGUUUCGACCACGAUCCGAAGAAGGACCUCUCUGGUGUCGACAGUGAUGUUGUCAUGGAUGUUCCUAUUUGUGUGGCGGGAAAAGUUCGUCCCGAACAUAUGUGUGUACGAAGAGGUGCCGAAGACUGUUUAUGUUUACUUGGAAUUCCCUGGUUCCAGGAAUACGGUAUCGAAAUUAAUCUCAUGGAUUCGACAAUUGUAGUGCCUACUUUAGAUGGCAGUGUGAAGCUGCAAGGUUAUAUGACUAAGGUGCCUGGUCGUAUGGUUGGUGUUCCUCCUGUGAUGCCUGGUGUUGUUUUGGAUCAAGACUCAAAGUUGCAUGAAGCACGAGAGGUGUACUUGGCGAAAGCUGGUGACAAGCACAUGGUUUCGUAUCAAGACGAUUUGUUGCCUGCAAAGGACUUAGGAGAAUCGCGAGCUGAAGAAGUCAAGUUCGAUGCUACGAAUAUUACGCUUGGUGUCCCUACUCCCCUGGUCAAGGUUAUGAGAUGA